UAAGGAGAUGAAGCUACCUAGCAGGGUAGGGAAGGCCCCUUCCCCAUCUGACUUUCUGGAUAAACUCAUGGGAAGGACAUCUGGGUAUGACGCCCGCAUUAGACCCAACUUCAAAGGUCCUCCUGUGAAUGUCACCAUCAACCUGUUCAUCAACAGCUUUGGGUCCAUCACAGAAACCACUAUGGACUAUCGGCUUAAUGUGUUUCUACGGCAACAAUGGAAUGACCCACGACUGGCCUAUAAGGAGUACCCUGAUGACUCUCUGGACCUGGAUCCUUCCAUGUUGGAUUCCAUCUGGAAACCUGACCUUUUCUUUGCCAAUGAAAAAGGGGCAAACUUUCACGAAGUCACCACAGACAACAAACUGCUGCGGAUAUUCCAAAAUGGGAAUGUCCUCUACAGUAUCAGGUUAACUCUGAUCCUGUCCUGCCCUAUGGAUCUGAUGAACUUCCCUAUGGACAUUCAGACAUGCUCUAUGCAGCUGGAAAGCUUUGGCUACACCAUGAAUGACCUGUGUUUCCAGUGGCUGGACAUUGGCCCUGUGCAGGUGGCUGAUGACCUGAUGCUUCCUCAGUUUGUGUUGAAGGAGGAGAAAGACUUGGGCUACUGCACCAAACACUACAACACAGGUAAAUUUGCCUGCAUCGAGGUAAAGUUCCACCUGGAGAGACAGAUGGGUUACUACCUGAUCCAGAUGUACAUCCCCAGCCUGCUAACCGUCAUCCUCUCCUGGGUCUCCUUCUGGAUCAACAUGGAUGCGGCCCCAGCUAGAGUGGGCCUUGGUAUCACCACAGUGCUCACCAUGACAACACAAAGCUCUGGGUCCAGGGCAUCCUUGCCUAAGGUGUCUUAUGUGAAGGCCAUUGAUAUCUGGAUGGCUGUGUGUCUUCUUUUUGUGUUUGCUGCACUGCUGGAGUAUGCAGCAGUAAACUUUGUCUCACGACAGCACAAAGAGUUCUUCAGACUGAGGAAAAAGAUCAAAGAACAACAGCGGCAGAGAACUGUGAGUACGAGACCCUGUGCAGCCCACUCCCUCAGGCUGCUGUCACCUGCUAUUCCCUCUAUGCCCUGUGUCGUGGACAUUUCCUCUAUUUACCAAAUCAUGGGAGCAAACCACACAACCUCCAUGUUGCUCUGGCUCUAUCAGCAGGGAAGUGGAACUCGUGAGAGCAGCAAAGUGAAAGGUAACAACGUGCCAGGCAACAACACCUGCCAGGGGACCUUGUCUGGCCCUCAGCAGUGCAGUGUCUGUGCCAGGGAGCAGGAACUGACAGAGCAGAGUCAGGCCUAUUUUCUCCAUAGUUAUGGAGCAGCAGAAGAUGCACCACCAGAGAUGGACGCCCCAAUCUUUCAGGCCUUACCUCCUGGGUUUCCACUGUAUGACAUCCGCAGGCGGUUUGUAGAUCGGGCAAAAAGGAUUGACACUAUAUCCAGGGCUGUGUUCCCUCUGAGUUUCCUUUGCUUCAAUGUUUUCUAUUGGCUCACGUACAAAGUGCUACGGAAUGAAGCCAUCCGAGCUACUCUGUGACAAACCAACAUCUGUGGACUGAAUUAUAGCACUAGAAUCUAGUCUUCCACAGAACACUUUGAGACAGUGUUGGAGAUCCAUCAGCUGUGCCAAUGGAUAAAUAACUGACUGCAUGUCCAGUUCCAUUCAUUCUUUUAUGAAAGUAAGCAAACUUGAUGUCUCUUCGAAGUGUCAUCCUUAAUUUUUUUUUACAAUUCCAAUGGAACGCACUAAUGGCAUAUAAGCCUUCUUGCACUAUGGAUACUUUCAAUGUCACCCCCAUGGAGGGCACAAGUCCAGAUAUUGAAGCAGGACUGCAUGGAAAAAUAUAUAUUUUUUUGUAUUUCAGAAUUGUAUUUAUUUUGUACUCUUGUGGAUUGCCACAUUACCGUAUUGGCAAAUCAUAAACCCCUACAAAUAUAUUGAUUUCAACAUAUGGUACACUUUAUGUAAUUGUACAUUAUUGGUACAGAAGUGAAUGCUGGACAUAUUGAAUUGUCUAGAUAGGCAAUGUCCUUGAUUAUCAUACUGUGUCAAGUAUUGACUUUGUCAUCCUCAAUUAAACAAAUCAAAAAGCCAAA
Molecule: messenger RNA, 2088 nt
Organism: Oncorhynchus kisutch (coho salmon)
Lineage: Eukaryota; Metazoa; Chordata; Actinopteri; Salmoniformes; Salmonidae
Product: glycine receptor subunit alpha-4-like
Exons: 9
Coding region: 8-1528 (506 amino acids)
Biological process (GO): monoatomic ion transmembrane transport
Cellular component (GO): plasma membrane
Molecular function (GO): glycine binding; transmembrane signaling receptor activity; transmitter-gated monoatomic ion channel activity
Source: RefSeq, a predicted model, not a curated record